GCCACAGGGAAGGAGAUGGUACCCUGGGUGCGGUCGAUCCGGGAGAAGCUGAAACAGCGCCUGCGGCUGGACGUGGGACGCGAGAUCUGCCGCCAGUACCCACUGUUUUGCUUCCUGCUGCUCUGUCUCAGCGCCGCCUCCCUGCUCCUCAACAGGUAUCUUCAUGUUUUAAUGAUCUUCUGGUCAUUUGUUGCUGGAGUCGUCACAUUCUACUGCUCAUUAGGACCUGAUUCUCUCUUACCAAAUAUAUUCUUCACAAUAAAAUACAAACCCAAGCAGUUAGGAAUUCAAGAAUUAUUUCCUCAAGGUCAUAGCUGUGCUGUUUGUGGUAAAGUAAAAUGUAAACGACAUAGACCUGCCUUGCUACUUGAAAACUAUCAGCCAUGGCUAGACCUGAAGAUUUCUUCCAAGGUCGAUGCAUCUCUCUCAGAGGUUCUUGAAUUAGUGUUGGAAAACUUUGUUUAUCCUUGGUACAGGGAUGUAACAGAUGAUGAAUCCUUUGUUGAUGAGCUGAGAAUUACAUUACGAUUUUUUGCGUCUGUACUGAUACGAAGAAUUCACAAGGUAGAUAUUCCAUCUAUUGUAACCAAGAAACUAUUAAAAGCAGCAAUGAAGCAUAUAGAAUUGAUAGUUAAAGCCAGACAAAAAGUAAAAAAUACAGAGUUUUUACAGCAGGCUGCUUUAGAAGAAUAUGGUCCAGAGCUUCAUGUGGCUUUGAGAAGUCGAAGAGAUGAAUUACACUAUUUAAGGAAGCUUACUGAACUACUUUUUCCUUAUAUUCUGCCUCCUAAAGCAACAGAUUGCAGAUCCUUGACCUUACUUAUAAGAGAGAUCCUGUCUGGUUCUGUGUUCCUUCCUUCUUUGGAUUUCCUCGCUGACCCAGAUACCGUGAAUCAUUUGCUUAUCAUCUUCAUAGACGACAGUCCACCUGAAAAAGCAACUGAACCUGCUUCCCCUUUGGUUCCUUUCUUGCAAAAAUUUGCAGAACCUAGAAAUAAAAAGCCAUCUGUGCUGAAGUUAGAAUUGAAGGAAAUCAGAGAGCAACAAGAUCUUUUAUUUCGUUUUAUGAACUUUCUGAAACAAGAAGGAGCAGUGCACGUUUUGCAGUUUUGUCUGACUGUGGAGGAAUUCAAUGAUAGAAUUUUGAGACCAGAGUUAUCAAAUGAUGAAAUGUUAUCUCUUCAUGGAGAGUUACAGAAGAUUUAUAAAACAUAUUGUUUGGAUGAAAGUAUUGACAAAAUUAGAUUUGAUCCCUUCAUUGUUGAAGAGAUUCAAAGAAUUGCAGAAGGCCCAUAUAUAGAGGUUGUGAAACUUCAAACUAUGAGAUGUCUUUUUGAAGCAUAUGAACAUGUUCUUUCUCUCUUGGAAAAUGUGUUUACCCCUAUGUUCUGCCAUAGUGAUGAGUAUUUCAGACAAAUUUUAAGAGGUGCAGAAUCACCAACACGAAAUUCAAAAUCCACCAGAGGUAGCCUAAGUUUGGAUGAUUUUCGGAGUACCCAGAAAAGAGGAGAAUCAUUUGCCAUCAGCCGAAUAGGUAGCAAAAUUAAAGGAGUAUUCAAGAGCACCACAAUGGAAGGAGCAAUGUUGCCUAAUUACGGGACAGCUGAAGGUGAAGAUGAUUUUAUUGAAGAAGGUAUUGUUGUAAUGGAAGAUGAUUCUCCUGCAGAGGCUAUUAGCACACCCAAUACUCCUCGAAACCUGGCUGCUUGGAAAAUUAGCAUUCCAUAUGUUGACUUUUUUGAGGAUCCCUCCUCUGAAAGGAGAGAGAAAAAGGAGAGAAUUCCUGUGUUUUGUAUUGAUGUUGAAAGAAAUGAUAGAAGAGCAGUGGGACAUGAGCCGGAACAUUGGUCCGUCUAUAGAAGAUACCUUGAAUUCUAUGUACUUGAAUCAAAACUGACAGAAUUUCAUGGCACAUUUCCUGAUGCCCAACUUCCUUCCAAGAGGAUCAUUGGCCCCAAAAAUUAUGAAUUCUUAAAGUCAAAGAGAGAAGAAUUUCAGGAAUAUCUACAGAAACUUCUGCAGCAUCCAGAAUUAAGUAACAGUCAACUUCUGGCAGAUUUUCUCUCCCCUAAUGGUGGGGAAACACAAUUUCUUGAUAAAAUACUACCCGAUGUAAAUCUUGGGAAAAUUAUAAAGUCAGUCCCUGGAAAACUGAUGAAAGAGAAAGGUCAGCACUUAGAGACUUUCAUCAUGAAUUUCAUGAAUUCUUGUGAAUCUCCAAAAGCUAAGCCAAGUCGACCAGAACUAACCAUUCUCAGCCCUACGUCAGAAAAUAACAAGAAGCUUUUCAAUGACCUGUUCAAAAAUAAUGCAAACCGAGCUGAGACUACAGAGAGAAAGCAAAAUCAGAAUUAUUUUAUGGAAAUGAUGACUGUAGAAGGAGUCUAUGAUUACCUGAUGUAUGUAGGACGAGUGGUUUUCCAAGUUCCUGACUGGCUUCAUCAUUUCCUAAUGGGAACUCGAAUCCUCUUCAAAAACACCCUGGAAAUGUACACUGACUACUUUCUUCAGUGUAAACUAGAACAGUUAUUUCAGGAACACCGUUUGGUCUCACUUAUAACACUUCUCAGAGAUGCUGUAUUCUGUGAAAAUACUCAACCUCGCUCUCUCCAAGACAAGCAAAAACAAGCAAAGCAGAGUUUUGAAGAAAUGAUGAAUUACAUUCCAGAUCUGAUAGUCAAGUGUAUUGGUAAAGAAGCCAAGUAUGAAAGCAUCCGACUUCUAUUUGAUGGCUUACAGCAGCCAGUACUCAACAAGCAGCUGACUUACGUAUUAUUGGACAUUGUGAUACAGGAACUGUUUCCGGAGCUCAGUAAGGUACAAAAGGAAGCUACCUCUGUGGCGUCUUGGAUGUGA
Messenger RNA from Chrysochloris asiatica (Cape golden mole), 2856 nucleotides. It is a transcript of the gene SNX14, whose product is annotated as sorting nexin 14. Gene Ontology annotation, cellular component: late endosome. Gene Ontology annotation, molecular function: phosphatidylinositol-3,5-bisphosphate binding. NCBI's taxonomy places the organism in Eukaryota, Metazoa, Chordata, Mammalia, Afrosoricida, Chrysochloridae. The record is from RefSeq and is a predicted model, not a curated record. The coding region runs from base 16 to 2856 and encodes 946 amino acids. Gene Ontology annotation, biological process: autophagosome maturation. The transcript has 29 exons.